GCCCGGAAGCUCAUCAGUGACUUUGCCAUUAUCUUGUCCAUUUUGAUUUUCUGUGGAAUAGAUGCCCUGGUAGGUGUGGAUACACCGAAACUAAUUGUGCCAAGUGAAUUUAAGCCAACCAGUCCCGAGAGGGGUUGGUUUAUCCCACCUUUUGGAGGGAACCCGUGGUGGGUGUACCUGGCAGCAGCCAUCCCCGCGCUGCUGGUGACCAUCCUCAUCUUCAUGGACCAGCAGAUCACAGCUGUCAUCGUCAACAGGAAGGAGCACAAGCUGAAGAAAGGUGCUGGAUAUCAUCUGGAUUUGUUCUGGGUGGCCAUUCUGAUGAUCGUGUGCUCCUUCAUGGGUCUGCCCUGGUAUGUUGCUGCUACCGUCAUCUCCAUUGCUCAUAUUGACAGCUUGAAGAUGGAGACGGAAACUUCAGCCCCGGGAGAACAGCCCAAGUUUUUGGGAGUGAGGGAGCAGAGAGUCACUGGGGUCAUCGUUUUCAUUCUGACCGGUGUGUCUGUCUUUAUGGCUCCCAUCCUGAAGUUCAUCCCCAUGCCUGUGCUCUACGGUGUCUUCCUCUACAUGGGCGUCGCUUCGCUCAACGGUGUGCAGUUCAUGGAUCGUCUGAAGCUACUCUUGAUGCCUCUAAAACACCAGCCGGACUUCAUCUACCUGCGGCACGUCCCUCUGCGCAGGGUCCAUCUCUUCACCUUCCUGCAGGUGGUGUGCCUGGCCCUCCUCUGGAUCCUCAAGUCCACUGUGGCUGCUAUCAUAUUCCCUGUCAUGAUCCUGGCACUCGUAGCAGUCAGAAAAGCCAUGGACUACCUCUUCUCCCAGCAUGACUUAAGCUUUCUUGAUGACGUCAUUCCAGAAAAGGACAAGAAAAAGAAAGAGGACGAGAAGAAAAAGAAAAAGAAGAAGGGCAGUAUGGACAGUGACAAUGAUGAUUCCGACUGCCCCUACUCAGAAAAAGUCCCAAGUAUUAAAAUACCAAUGGACAUCAUGGAGCAGGAACCUUUCCUAAGUGAUAGCAAACCUGCUGACAGUGAGUAG
Molecule: messenger RNA, 1038 nt
Organism: Apaloderma vittatum (bar-tailed trogon)
Lineage: Eukaryota; Metazoa; Chordata; Aves; Trogoniformes; Trogonidae
Gene: SLC4A4
Product: solute carrier family 4 (sodium bicarbonate cotransporter), member 4
Exons: 8
Biological process (GO): transmembrane transport; bicarbonate transport; regulation of intracellular pH
Cellular component (GO): basolateral plasma membrane; plasma membrane
Molecular function (GO): solute:inorganic anion antiporter activity; sodium:bicarbonate symporter activity
Source: RefSeq, a predicted model, not a curated record